GACGGGACUGGUUACAAACGUGGAGAAAUCCCGGAAAAUUCCGUGUGGCCGGCUCGUUGGCCGGGUGCAAACCCGUGCCAACGUUCGAAGCGAAAGGUCCCAACUCUUACGCCAGUCCCAGAUUUUCCUUCUGCAAACAGUACAAAGUUUGCAACUUAAUGGAAAAUAAUCCGUUAUUUUCACAAAGGCACCAAGAAGAUUCGUUGCAAAAUUAUAGACAAAUUACUCUUCGAAGAUGUCAACACAUUUUGAAAAAUGGUCUUUUUGAUGAGUACAAAAAUAAUCCAUUUAUAAAUAUGUAUCUAGAUAUGUUGCUUAUAAUGUAUGACAGUUCUUUAUGUAUAAAAUUAGGAGUGGGAUAUUCGUUAUUUUCAACUAUUAUUAUGUCGAUGGGAACGGAAAGGCAUCAAUAUCUUAUUGAUCAGAUAGAAAACCAUGAGAUUUCGGGAUGCUUUGCAUUAACUGAAAUAAGCCACGGAUCUGAUAGUAAAAGGAUGGAAACUACAGCUACGUACGAUCCUAAAGCCCAGGAAUUCAUUCUGCAUUCUCCAAGAAUUGAAAGUACUAAAAUUUGGAUAGGAAAUUUAGGUCAGACAGCUACACAUGCUUUAGUCUAUGCUCAGCUUUACACACCAGAUAAUGUAUGCCAUGGUCUUCAUGUGUUCGUGGUUCCCGUCAGAGAUCCAAAAACUCAUCUACCGUAUCCAGGUGUAAGUGUUGGUGAUUUGGGCCUUAAAGUUGGACUAAAUGGACUUGAUAAUGGGUUUGUUUCAUUUAAUCAGUACAGAAUACCACGUGAAAAUCUAUUAAAUAGACACGCAGAUGUUAGCCCUGAGGGAAAAUAUACAUCUGCAAUUAAGGACACGAAAACAAGUAUGCGUACCCUUUUUGGUUCUCUUUCCUAUGGUAGAGUCUUUAUUUCCAACAUAUGUGCAAGAAAUAUGCAGAAAUGUAUGGCCAUUUCAAUUAGAUACUCAGCUGUCAGAAAACAAUUUGGUCCUUCUCAUGAACUGCCUGUUUUAGAAUAUCAAACUCAGCAGUGGCGAUUAAUCCCUUAUCUGGCUUCAACGUAUGUUCUUACACAUUUCACAAAGUUAUUUUGGCACGACUUUUACGAAUUCAAUAUUUCGUUUGCAUUUGGCGAGAGAACUACAGAAAUGAUUAAUCGAGCGAUGGAAUUCCACGCAUUAUCGUGCGGUAUCAAAUCCGUCUCGGGCUGGUUGGCCAGAGAUGCUAUUCAAGAAAGCAGAGAAGCUUGCGGAGGUCACGGAUAUCUGAAAGGUAAUUUGAUCAUUAGGACCGUCGAAUAACAGUUUUAUUCAAUAGUUUAUUCUAGAAAAUCUGCUUAGAAGAUCGAUAAUAACAAUAUAACGGA
Molecule: messenger RNA, 1375 nt
Organism: Centruroides sculpturatus (bark scorpion)
Lineage: Eukaryota; Metazoa; Arthropoda; Arachnida; Scorpiones; Buthidae
Product: peroxisomal acyl-coenzyme A oxidase 3-like
Exons: 10
Coding region: 159-1310 (383 amino acids)
Biological process (GO): fatty acid beta-oxidation using acyl-CoA oxidase; lipid homeostasis
Cellular component (GO): peroxisome
Molecular function (GO): pristanoyl-CoA oxidase activity; FAD binding; fatty acid binding
Source: RefSeq, a predicted model, not a curated record